Molecule: messenger RNA, 1185 nt
Organism: Penicillium cinerascens
Lineage: Eukaryota; Fungi; Ascomycota; Eurotiomycetes; Eurotiales; Aspergillaceae
Product: putative mitochondrial carrier protein
Exons: 4
Coding region: 1-1185 (394 amino acids)
Biological process (GO): mitochondrial L-ornithine transmembrane transport
Molecular function (GO): L-ornithine transmembrane transporter activity
Source: RefSeq, a predicted model, not a curated record
AUGAAUCCUAUCUUCCUCGAGCCUCAUUUGACCGAACCGGGGCAUCGGAGAAAAUCACGCAACGAUGCUGCCACCGGAGCGUCCGCCGCCGGUGUCCGCGCUCUCAGUGCGCAGAUGGUGGCUUUCUACUUCAGGGCACCGAUCAAAGCCUUUUUUCGCACCCGAGUCGAUUACAUGGCAUUUGCAAGAGCAGUGAACCCGCGCGUUGCAGAGGGAAAAUGGUCCAUCCAUACUACUACCCCCGGAUUGUUGAUUCAUGCCGUCCGGACAUACGGCUGGCAAUUCAUACCGAAUCAAGUAUUGCCUCCUCUGAUAGCGAAUGCCGGUGUUGGCGCUGUCCUGUAUACGUCCUAUCUUCAAGUUCUGGGUGCCCUUCAUGAACCCGAGUCCCAGGGAGCGAAGCGAAUCUGGCCUCCCGCACCUCCCUCCGCGACCUUCACGGCCGGCUUUGCAGCGGGCACCCUCCAGUCUAUCAUUGCGGCCCCGCUAGACGCUUUGCAGGUUCGACUCCAGACCAGCGACAUGUUACAAGGCCAGUAUCGAAGUAUGUGGCAUUACGGACACCAUAAACUCAAACAAAUCGGUCUGCGGGGUGUCUUCGCCGGCUGGAGCCUAUCCUUCCUGCGCGACUCGCUUGGCUAUGCCGUGUUCUUCUCUUCAUUUGAAUACGUCAAGUCUCAGUCGUAUUACUCUUUCAUCACAUGGUAUUAUGGAUCCUUGCGUGCCGACCAUUUGCAGAUGCUACCUUCAUCCGGCUCCAGUGAUCGUGGUGUCCCUCUCAUCAAGCCGCACUAUGCGCUGGAGCCGUGUUUCCUCAUGAUGGCCGGCGUGGUAGCCUCAGUGGCGCAACAAGCUAUCCAGCAUCCACUGAGCAGAAUUCAGGACCAACAUCUGGGACGAUUGGAGUACCUUGAUCACCAGGCCAGUCUUGACCACACGCGGAAGCAGAUGCUGCGUCUAUACUACCACGCCUACCAGGAGACGUGGAAACGAUGCGAACGCAUGGCCGUUCGAGCUGGUGGUUGGCGACCGUGGCUGUUCCGCGGUUUCGCGAGCAGCGCCAUUCGUCAAGUGCCUAGCACAAGUGCAGGUCUGGUGAUCUUCGAACUCGUGCGUCGGCGAUAUGCGAGUCUGGAUGAUACCGUGCAUAUCCAAAAGGACGGAUACGAUAUCCUUCUUGCCUAG